AUGGCAAAUUUGAUUCCUGGUGUUCUCCUGAAGCUUUUCCAGGAAAUGACUAUGGAGGAAAAAGAAACAAAUGGUUACAUAAAACCAGUUUUGUUACAAAUAAUCAGCAUAAUACCAGUUUUGCUAGAGGCCGAUCAUCUUUGGCCUGACCAGGGCUUUUUCCUCAAAGUUGCCGACUCUUCACAUGCAAUGUACGUUUCUCUGCCUCAAGAACUAGAUGAAAUGGUUCUUUGUAACAGAUUACAGCUUGGACAAUUCAUAUAUGUUGAGCGACUAGAGGCAGCCUAUCCUGUGCCAAUGCUCAAAGGCAUUAAGCCUGUCCCUGGAAGGCAACCCUGUGUGGGGAACUCAAAGAAUCUUAUUGCCCUGAACAAUUUGGAUAGAUUUUGUGGAGUUUCAGAUCAAAUAAAAAUGGUUGUAGAAGAAUGCAUUGUCCAGAAAAAGAAGACUGAAACGAAAACAAUAAUUCCUUGUCAUGCUGGGAGAAAAAGCUGGAACGGGGAACCAUUUUCAGGACUUGGAGAAGUUUCAGACUUCAUAAUUACAAAGCAUGAGAUCAAGCCAAUUGGUGUUUCCAAACUCCCGCAUAGCUCUGACAAAAAUUCAAGCUCCAGAUCAAGAAGAGAAGACAUUGGUCUUGCCAGAAACCAAGCAAAGGGUUGUAAUCAGAGUAAAAUCUCUCUGUCAAUAAGAAAUAGUGAGGAGUUUUUAGACCCACCAAAGAGAUUUGUUCCAUCUAAAGAUAGGAGAUGGACAGAAGCUGAUAUAAUAUGGGAUUCCCUGCCCUCAAACCUUGUGAAGCUCGGAAAGGAGGUUUUGUGGCAGAGAGAUAUAGCUCUUCUCACUGCUGUAGCUCUUCUCACUGCUGUAGAUAUUCUGCAAGAGGCUUCUGUUGCUGAGAGAUUGCUCAAGUGCCUAAGCACAUACUCAGAGCUUCAGUCAUCAGAAGAGGACAAUGAGCAGCCUGCAUUGGACACAUUUUUCAAUCUUCAAAAGGACUUAACUCAAACCAGACUAAUUUUUCAGUCAUUAACAAAUAUCAGUCCCUUAAGAAAAACUCACAGCUAUCCGAAUGAUCCUGGUACCGUCAGAGAAAUGCGCAAACUCAGAUUCGAUCGGAAAAGGAAUGCCCCUUCAUGGAUGAAAGCCGCUCUGGCAUCCGAUCUUAACCCUUCUUCUUCCCCCACCAAAAGGGUCACCUCAGAAGCUAAUAGUGCAGAAAAAAGAUCUAGUAAAAUAAAGGAUACAUUCAUUGUUAGAAUGCAAAGAAGCAAUACUGAAUUCCAGCCGGAAUUGGCAGCCCAGAAGGACAAUGAAGGGGGGGAAUGGAUGAAGGGAAGUGCAUUGCACACAGCUCAGGACCUGGAAAUGUGCUUGGACGAGGAAUCUACAAGGUGGUUUUUAGCUUAUGUUGAGAAUUAUUUAGAUAAACUUAACAUCAAAUCCGUGUCCAAGCAGUCGGACAGUCAAAUAGUGGAAAUGAUGCGGCGGAUUAAGCGAGUAAGUGACUGGUUAGAUGUGACUGUAAACAAGGAGCGAGAGAAGGAGAGUUCCACACUGAAAGAUUCUGAAUUGGAAGCCGCCCAUGGGAGGGUGAAGAACCAGAUAUAUGAAAUCCUGUUAAAGCUUGUUGAGAGAACUGCAUUGGCUUUGAACAUAUGA
Messenger RNA from Mangifera indica (mango), 1662 nucleotides. RefSeq lists its product as uncharacterized. The transcript is spliced from 4 exons. The record is from RefSeq and is a predicted model, not a curated record. The coding region runs from base 1 to 1662 and encodes 553 amino acids. NCBI's taxonomy places the organism in Eukaryota, Viridiplantae, Streptophyta, Magnoliopsida, Sapindales, Anacardiaceae.